Molecule: messenger RNA, 2818 nt
Organism: Salvia hispanica
Lineage: Eukaryota; Viridiplantae; Streptophyta; Magnoliopsida; Lamiales; Lamiaceae
Source: RefSeq, a predicted model, not a curated record
AACUGCUACUUUAAAUGCUGAAAUCUUCUUUCUCCGUCAAAUUCCGUUCAUUGUUUUCCGUUUUCUCUCUCCAAGGAAUUUCACGCAGACCAACUGUGGAGAAAGCGGAAGGAUCUGUGGUGUUGGAAACACUGCAAAAAAAGAGAGAGAAAUUGUGGAAAGGAAAGCGAAGUUGUAAGUUUGAGUUCUCUGUUUUGAUCAUCGGAAAUUCUGUUUAGUUUUGUCUUUGGGGGAAAAACGAAAUUAUUUGGGAAUUUCCAGUGGUGAGAUGUGGACUGGUGUUAAUGAGCUGUGGACGUCUAUCAGCUGUGCAUCUUGUUGUUAUGAUAGCGAAAGGUUGCUUUCCUGUUUCGAAUAAACUCUGAGAAUUCUUGUUCUCCAUGCGUUUCCCUCCAAUAGUACAUAGGUUGAUUUCUAUGAUCAUUGGUGGAUUGUGAAUUGGUGGAAUGAGUUUGGGUGGAUGUUUUUAGGAUCUAUAAGGGACUUGAUACACUAUGAGGGAUGAGAAGCAGAUUGGAGAACAACGGAGCAAAAGAGCUCGUACUAGACUGGGAAAGAUAAUGCAGUGUCUUUGCACAGGGGAGCAACUACAUGCAAUUGAAAUGGUAGCCAAGGAUAGUUCGGCUAGUGUUCAUUCAUCGCAACCUGGAGAAGCCGAAAGGAAGCCUGACACAGGCAACAUCGAAGAAGCUGAGACAUCACUGCGAGAAAGCGGUUCUUUAAACUAUGAGGAAGCCAGAGCAUUGUUAGGGAGGUAUGAAUAUCAAAAAGGAAACAUUGAAGCAGCUUUACAUGUGUUUGAAGGGAUCGAUAUAGCUGCUAUAACUCCAAAGAUAAAAAUCACGCUGUCAGUAAAGGGAGACACUCGUAGGAGACGAUCACAGAAUUAUGCAGCCCCUCCAAUGUCAAUACAUGCAAUUAGUUUGCUUUUUGAAGCGGUCUUUCUGAAGGCAAAAUCAUUACAAGCACUUGGGAGGUACAAAGAAGCUGCUCAAUCAUGCUCAGUUAUUCUGGACAUUGUUGAAUCAUCAUUACCAACUGCCUUGCCUGAAAACUUUGGUGCUGACUGUAAAUUGCAGGAGACUCUAAAUAAGGCCGUCGAGUUGCUUCCUGAAUUGUGGAAACUUGUUGAUUCUCCCCGAGAUGCAGUCUUGUCAUACCGUCGGGCCCUUCUUAAUCACUGGAACCUAGAUGCACAAACUACAGCUAAGAUCCAAAAAGAGUUUGCCGUUUUCCUUUUGUACAGUGGAAUUGAAGCCAUUGCCCCAAACUUGAGGCAUCAAAUGGAGAAUGCAUUUAUACCAAAAAACAAUAUUGAAGAAGCCAUUCUUCUUUUGAUGAUUCUUUUGAGAAAAGUUUCACUGAAGAGGAUUGAGUGGGAUCCUUCAAUUUUAGAUCAUCUUUCAUAUGCAUUAUCUAUGUCUGGUGGACUAGAGGCUUUAGCUAAUCAAAUCGAAGAACUCCUUCCUGGAGUUAUAGACCGAAAGGAACGGUAUCAUAUUUUAGCUCUCUGUUAUCAUGGAAAAGGUGAUGACACGGGGGCCUUGAAUUUAUGGAAGAAAGUGUUGAAAACUCAAGUGGAUUCGACCUAUUUGUCAGUUUUGUUGUUCAUUUCAAAGAUAUGUGGGGGGAAUCCUAAGUCUGCUGGUGAAGGGAUUAAUUUUUCUCAGAUUGCAAUUGACAACUUACAUAGAGGAUGCGAUCAGUUGAUGGGUGUUGCCGAAUGCAUGUUGGGCAUCUCACUGUCAACAUAUUCUCGGUCUGUUGCAACUGACACUGAGAGAUUUCAAAAGCAGUCCAAGGCACUUGAAUCCCUGGAAAUAGCUGGAAGAGUUACAAAAUUGAAGGACCCUUUCAUCAUUUACCAUUUAUCCCUAGAAUAUGCUGAGCAGAGAAAACUGGAUGCAGCACUACAUCAUGCAAAAAACUUGCUUAAAUUGGAAAGUGGGUCUAAUAUUAGAGGAUGGAUCUUGUUGGCUCGAAUACUAUCUGCUCAAAAAUCUUUUUCCAAUGCUGAAACUAUCAUUAAUGCGGCUUUAGAGCAGACUGGAAUAUGGGAUCAGGGAGAACUGUUGAGAAGUAAAGCUAAGCUCCAGCUUGCUCAGGGUCUAGUGAAGGAGGCAAUUGAAACUUCUUCUCAGUUGCUUGCUGUCCUUCAGGUUCAACUUAAAAGUGUUGGGUUAGGGAAGAAGCUUAAGGUAUGUAUUGCUAGUUCCUUGUUCGGCAUACAUGUGACAAAUUUAAUGGUUCUUGAUGCUGAGCUGUGUCUUUCAAAAUCUGAAGGCAUUACUGCCUUUUCUGCCUCUAGAUGGCACACCGCUGGUAUGCUUCACGAAGCAAAGGGGGACAAGAAAGAAGCUCUGAAGGCAUACUCGCUCGCCCUGGAAGUCGACACAACACAUGUCCCAAGUCUAGUCUCCAAGGCUAAGAUUCUGAUUGGCAGCAGUUGCACGUCCCCGGCUGUCAUAAGAAGCUUCCUGACAGAAGCUCUACGACUCGAUCAUACAAACGCAUCGGCUUGGCAUCAUCUGGGCCUCCUUCACAGGGAUGUAGGAGGUAGUUUAUCAGCUGUGGAAGCUGCUGAAUGUUUCCAAGCUGCUGCUGCUCUCCAGGAGACCGAACCCGUUGAGCCAUUCAGAUGACUGCCGUUUCCUAUACGUGAGCGUCCUUUGUAUAUCGUUGAGCAAAAUAAUUGUAUCUGUUCCAUUUAAAGAAGAAGAAGGUAAUACAGAUACAAGUUUUUGGGUCUUCCAUAGUUUUCUAUAUUCUGCAAAUGUGAUUGUGAUGUGAUUAAUAAAAUUCCACUUUUGUUUGAUCA